AUGAUUCUUCCUUUCUUCAAUCUUUUUUUAAUCAGGAAGGACUUUGAAACAAGUCAACUUCUUAGUAAGAUUGAAGAUGAACAAUCGCUUGGUGCUCAGCUACAGAAAAAGAUCAAGGAGCUUCAGGCCCGCAUUGAGGAACUAGAGGAAGAGAUUGAGUCUGAGCGUGCAGCUCGUGCCAAGGUUGAGAAGCAGAGAGCUGAUCUCUCCAGGGAACUUGAGGAGAUCAGUGAAAGGCUUGAGGAGGCUGGUGGUGCCACUGCUGCUCAAAUUGAGAUGAAUAAGAAGCGUGAGGCUGAGUUCCAGAAGCUGCGUCGUGACCUUGAAGAGUCCACCCUUCAGCACGAAGCCACUGCGUCAGCUCUCCGUAAGAAGCAGGCAGACAGUGUGGCUGAGCUGGGAGAGCAGAUUGACAACCUCCAACGUGUCAAGCAGAAGCUUGAGAAGGAGAAGAGUGAAUACAAGAUGGAAAUAGAUGAUCUCGCCAGCAACAUGGAGGCUGUUGCUAAAGCUAAGGGAAAUCUGGAGAAGAUGUGCCGCACCCUUGAGGACCAACUCAGUGAAACCAAGGCUAAGAGUGAUGAGGCUGCCCGUCAGGUCAAUGACCUCAGUGGUCAGAGAGCAAGACUUCAGACUGAAAAUGGUGAGCUUGGCCGCCAGGUUGAGGAGAAAGAUGCUCUUGUGUCUCAGCUGACCAGAAGCAAGCAGGCAUUCACUCAGCAAGUUGAGGAGCUGAAGAGACUGAAUGAAGAGGAAGUCAAGGCCAAGAAUGCCCUGGCUCAUGCUGUUCAGUCAGCUCGUCAUGACUGUGACCUUCUAAGGGAGCAGUUUGAGGAGGAGCAGGAAGCAAAGGCUGAGCUUCAACGUGGCAUGUCUAAGGCCAACAGCGAAGUUGCUCAGUGGAGGACCAAGUACGAAACUGAUGCCAUUCAGCGCACUGAGGAGCUUGAGGAGUCCAAGUAUAAAAAAGAACUUGCCCAGCGUCUCCAGGAGGCUGAGGAGCAAAUCGAGGCAACCAACUCAAAAUGUGCCUCUCUAGAUAAGACCAAGCAGAGACUCCAGGGUGAGGUUGAGGACCUCAUGAUUGAUGUGGAGAGAGCCAAUGGUCUAGCUGCCAACCUUGACAAGAAGCAAAGAAACUUUGACAAGGUCCUGGCAGAAUGGAAGCAAAAGUACGAGGAGGGUCAGGCAGAGUUGGAGGGUGCCCAGAAAGAGGCUCGUUCUCUCAGUACUGAGCUGUUCAAGAUGAAGAACUCAUAUGAGGAGUCUCUUGACCACCUUGAGACCCUGAAGAGGGAGAGCAAGAAUUUGCAACAAGAGAUUUCGGAUCUGACUGAGCAACUUGGUGAAACUGGAAAGAGCAUCCAUGAGCUUGAGAAGUCCAAGAAGACUGUAGAGACUGAAAAGACUGAGAUCCAGACAGCCCUGGAAGAGGCUGAGGGAACUCUUGAGCAUGAGGAGUCCAAGAUUCUUCGUGUCCAACUUGAACUCAACCAGAUUAAGGGUGAGGUUGACCGGAAGCUUGCAGAGAAGGAUGAGGAGAUGGAGCAGAUCAAGAGGAAUGCCCAGAGGAUAGCCGACUCCAUGCAGAGCACUCUGGACUCUGAGGUCAGGAGCAGAAAUGAUGCCCUGAGAAUCAAGAAGAAGAUGGAGGGAGACCUCAAUGAGAUGGAGAUUCAGUUGAGCCAUGCUAACCGCCAGGCUGCUGAGUCCCAGAAACAACUGAGAAAUGUGCAGGGUCAACUCAAGGAUGCCCAACUGCACCUUGAUGAUGCUGUCAGAGGACAAGAAGACGGGAAGGAGCAGGUUGCCAUGGUAGAGCGCAGGAACACCCUGAUGGUGGCUGAGAUUGAGGAGCUCAGAGUUGCUCUGGAGCAGACAGAGAGAGGCCGCAAAGUGGCUGAACAGGAGCUGGUUGAUGCUAGUGAGCGUGUUGGCCUCCUGCACUCUCAGAACACAAGUCUGAUUAACACCAAGAAGAAGCUUGAGGCUGACUUGGUUCAGAUCCAAGGUGAGGUUGAUGACAUCGUCCAGGAGGCUAGAAAUGCUGAGGACAAGGCCAAGAAAGCCAUCACUGAUGCUGCCAUGAUGGCAGAGGAGCUGAAGAAGGAGCAGGACACCAGUUCUCAUCUGGAGAGGAUGAAGAAGAACCUGGAGGUCACUGUGAAGGAUUUGCAGCACCGCCUAGAUGAGGCUGAGAAUCUGGCCAUGAAGGGUGGCAAGAAACAACUCCAGAAACUGGAGUCCAGGGUUCGUGAGUUGGAAAGUGAGGUUGAGAAUGAACAACGACGUGGUGUUGAUGCUGUCAAGGGAGUCCGCAAAUAUGAGAGGAGAGUGAAGGAGCUCACCUAUCAGACUGAGGAGGACAAGAAAAACGUCAACAGACUGCAGGACCUUGUUGACAAGCUGCAGAUGAAGGUCAAAGCCUACAAGAGACAGGCUGAGGAAGCUGAGGAGCAAUCCAACUCCCACCUGUCUAAGUUCAGGAAGGUUCAGCAUGAGCUGGAGGAGGCUGAGGAGCGUGCUGACAUUGCUGAAUCCCAGGUCAACAAGAUGAGAGCAAAGAGCCGUGAUUCUGGAAAGGGCAAGGAGGCUGCAGAGUAAAUCCUGUGAAAUCUUCUGACCAGUCACUCAUUUGGAUUAAUAUCCUGAUUACUGUGACCACUCUGUAACUCCUACAUAAUAAAAGUCUCUUCAGAA
Molecule: messenger RNA, 2700 nt
Organism: Alosa alosa (allis shad)
Lineage: Eukaryota; Metazoa; Chordata; Actinopteri; Clupeiformes; Clupeidae
Product: myosin heavy chain, fast skeletal muscle-like
Exons: 15
Coding region: 1-2604 (867 amino acids)
Cellular component (GO): myosin complex
Source: RefSeq, a predicted model, not a curated record